This is a messenger RNA of Megalopta genalis, 1333 nucleotides long. RefSeq lists its product as uncharacterized. The record is from RefSeq and is a predicted model, not a curated record. NCBI's taxonomy places the organism in Eukaryota, Metazoa, Arthropoda, Insecta, Hymenoptera, Halictidae.
CCCAAUCAUCUUACAAGGGUUACCAACUCGGCGCGAAUUUAACACGAUUCCUUGUAAGCAAUUUUCUACGUAGAAACAAUUGAAUUUCUUUCUUUAAUAAAAUUUCAACGUUCCCGUAAUGUUAUAAGGAAUUUUUUGGGACCAUUUGAAAGUAUCCUUUCGCGUAAGAAAUAGCACGUAGGCAAUUAGAAGUCGCGCUGUAUUUCCGCUGAUAAAACGCGAACACAAUCCGAUCAAUAAGUGGAAGCAGACUUUAUUUUAUCAAGUAGAAUUCAUUCAGUCAGUGGACACCCGCAACGACACAUUAUGUAUCGGUAAUCAGAAUUUUCUACGAAGCACAGUUUCUUGCUUUUCACCUCUAAGUUGAACUAUCGCAUUGUUUGGCUCAUUUAAUAUACCAAAGAAAUGGCAUCAAUAGAAGAAAGUUGGGAAGAGGCAACUGGAUCUUUAGAUAGAGAAGUCUGUGAUACAUGGUUCACAAAAUUACAGGAGGUUUAUUCAGAAGAAAAGCGUACCUAUCAUAAUCUAGACUCUCUACGCGAGAAGUUAAAUUGUUACUAUGAGAUCAAAGAUAAUUUAAAGAAUCCUCAAGCUGUGCUUCUUGCCUUAUUCUUUCAAAACUUCGAAUACGAUCCCAAAGCUUUAGAUGGUGAAAACAAGAAUUUAGAGCAUUUUAAUACAUUUGCAGAUGAAGCUGACAUUGGUGAAGAAUUAAGAGAGGAAGCUAGUGAACUUCUCAAAGUAGCAGCAACGCAUAGUACGGAUGCUCAUAAAAUUGGAGGUGCCUUUGGUGGUGAAGAUGCUCAUUACUUUUUAGAUUUGGAUAUGGCUGUGUUAGGAUCAUCCCCAGAAAGCUAUGCAGAAUACAGGGAGAAGAUACGGGGAGAAUAUUCUUUCUUGAGUGAGCCAAUGUACACUGCUUUACGUUUGAAGGUGCUGCAGAAUUUUGUGCAAAUACCAAAUAUUUUUGCCUCAAAGGAAUUUCGCGAGAAAUAUGAGGAGCAAGCACGUCAAAACAUACAAGCUGAGGUUGAAUUGUUAUCUUAGAAGAGUUAAUGAAUUUUCGGUAUUGGGAAAUGUAUCUUUAUAAAUUUUGUGAUCAGAUAUAUUCAUUAUUUAAUUAUAAGGAAAGCUAAGAUUCCGGUUGGCACAGAACGCUUUUACUGUGUCCGUAGCAUUUGAUUUUGAUGUAGACUAAAGUAGCACAAAUGUAUAUUUUGAGUAUUAGUAUUUAAAGUGAUUUAUGUCAAAGUACUAACAAUGUAUAGUAUUACUAGACAAAGCAAGAUACAUUCGUGUCUUAUAUUUAGCAUUAAAACUGUCCAAUUCGUUU